GCGGUGUUUGUGUAUCUGCCAACAACAAAAGACUGUUUUUGAAACAGUUAGCGGCAUUUUCUCCAACACAGCAGCUUUGUGGACUUUUAUCACAGGCUCGGAGCGAUGACACCGCCGCUGCUAGUGUCCGUUGGAGGAAGAGGAAGAGGAAGGAGGCGAUGAUGAGGAUGAUGACAUGCAGUUAGCUGGCUGCCUGGCUGGCUGACGGACGGACCAGAGCCCGCUGAGAGUGAGACGUGUCCCCCCGAAACCCGAGCAGGAUCCGGGACGCAGAGAGGCGAAGAUGCCGCGGAGAAAACAGUCCAAUCCGCAGCCGGUCAAAUUGGAGUCGGAGGAUGGCGCGGUGGUGUGCGAUCCGAGCUGCCUGGUUUUGGAGAGCGACUUUCUGCUGAGCGGAGAGCUGGAGUUUGGAGACUCGGAGAUCAUGGGUCUGGACAGAGAGAACGGUGUGACGGUUUUCUCUCUGAGUGUGGAGGACGACUCCUCAGCACCGACAGACUCCACCUUCCCGGCGUUUCUGUCCUGUAAAGGAUGUGGUCAGCUCCUGGGGGACACACCUCUGGGAGCAGGCUUGGAUCUGGGUGUGGGCCUGGACCUGGGGGCGGAGCUUUAUUGUCUCACCUGUGAGGAAAGCUUCCAGCACGCCGCCUCCAUCGACUCCUCUCAGGUGGACGGAUCAAACCUGUCAGACAGAUCCAUCAACGGUGGCUCUGACGGGAAGCGAAGAAGCAUCGACAAGCCGAACGGCCCGGCUGACAUCCCCACUAAACUGUACUCCUGCUCGCUGUGCGCCUUCACCUCACGCUACUCCAACCACCUCAAACGCCACAUGAGGAUCCACGACGGCCAGAAGCCGUUCCGCUGCCCGGUCUGCCCCUACGCCUCGGCCCAGCUCGUCAACCUGCAGCGCCACGCCCGCACGCACACCGGGGAGAAACCGUACCGCUGCCACCAGUGCAGCUACGCCUGCAGCUCCCUCGGCAACCUGCGGAGGCACCAGCGCAUGCACACGCAGGAGCGACCGCAGAGGAGGGAGAAGGAGAAAAGACGAGGGAGACGGAAAAAAAACAAUGCUGGAACUGAAGAAGUCGUGUCGGACUUGACCCUGCGACUGUCCCAGGACUCCGGUUACCUCCAGACGUUGGGGGGCCUCGGCUCUCCCUCCGGCCCGCUCCCGGUGCUCCUGUUCCCCCUGUGCUGCCGGGUGUGCGGCCUCACCCUGGAGGAGGCCGACCUGGAGGGGGACAAGGCCGAGGGGGAGGCGGAGGGCGACGGAGGACAGGUGUGUCGUCGCUGCUCGUUGGACCUGUUGUCCAAAGACGGCUCGGGGCCUCCCUGCAGCCCAGACGGCUCUCGGGGACCUCGGCGUGGACAGCGAGGCUCCAAGCUGUACCGCUGCCCUCGCUGCCCCUUCCUGUCCCACUACCCCAACCACCUGGCCCGACACUCCCACACCCACUCCGAAGAGAAACCCCACCGCUGCCCACACUGCCCCUACACCUCGUCGCACCUCGACAACCUCAAACGCCACCUGCGCGUGCACACGGGCGAGAAGCCCUACCAGUGUCCGUCCUGCAGCUACGCCUGCGGGAACCUGGCCAACCUGCGCCGCCACGAGCGCAUCCACUCAGGCGCCAAACCGUUCCACUGCGGCAUCUGCGGCUACUCCUGCAACCAGAGCAUGAACCUGAAGAGGCACAUGCUGCGGCACACGGGCGAGAAGCCGUACGCCUGCGCCGAGUGCGGCUACACGACGGGCCACUGGGACAACUACAAACGCCACCAGAGGAAGCACGGACACAACACGGACAGCUGGGAUAAACACACGCCCAUCAACGGGCUGAGCUGGGGAAAAGCCACUCAGGAGAGCCAGAGUCAGGGACAAGAGCACAAGUAGAUACACUGCACGGGUGUGUGGGAGUGUGUGAGAGUGUGUGUGAGACAGAAACAGAGCUGCAGCGAUCAGUCCAUAGACCAACAGCUACACUGAUAAUUGAUUACUGGCCAUUUCUUUCAGCAAAGAUGCCAAAAAGUUCACUCAAGUGUGAGAAUUUGCUGCUGAUUGUCUGUUUGUAAUGUUGUAAACUGAGUGUUUUAUUUUCAGACAAAAACGUUGCAAAG
This is a messenger RNA of Stegastes partitus (bicolor damselfish), 2121 nucleotides long. It is a transcript of the gene znf513b, whose product is annotated as zinc finger protein 513b. Gene Ontology annotation, cellular component: nucleus. NCBI's taxonomy places the organism in Eukaryota, Metazoa, Chordata, Actinopteri, Pomacentridae. Gene Ontology annotation, biological process: regulation of transcription by RNA polymerase II. The record is from RefSeq and is a predicted model, not a curated record. The transcript has 7 exons. Bases 284 to 1897 code for a protein of 537 amino acids. Gene Ontology annotation, molecular function: RNA polymerase II cis-regulatory region sequence-specific DNA binding; DNA-binding transcription activator activity, RNA polymerase II-specific.